Pipistrellus kuhlii (Kuhl's pipistrelle) is the source of this 2962-nucleotide messenger RNA. RefSeq names its product HPS1 biogenesis of lysosomal organelles complex 3 subunit 1 (gene HPS1). The record is from RefSeq and is a predicted model, not a curated record. The transcript has 19 exons. Gene Ontology annotation, biological process: vesicle-mediated transport; melanosome assembly. Gene Ontology annotation, cellular component: BLOC-3 complex. Gene Ontology annotation, molecular function: guanyl-nucleotide exchange factor activity. Lineage: Eukaryota; Metazoa; Chordata; Mammalia; Chiroptera; Vespertilionidae. The coding region runs from base 395 to 2599 and encodes 734 amino acids.
CCACCCGGAAGCGCGCCCGGGGCGGGGCCGGCUGAGCGGCGCUCUGACCCGUGGGGGCCCCUCGGACCGUCCCGGCGCGGCCCUCGGCUGCCCGCUCCGUGGGCGGCGGACCUGCCUCGGGAGCGCGCGGCCCCCGGAAGAGGGGAGCGGGCCCCGUCCCCGCCUCGCCCGCCCGUGUGGCCGGGAGCCCGUCGCUGCACUCCUCGGAGCCAAAGUUUCUGCAGCCGCGAAGUGGGCGGGUUCCACCAGCCCGGCCUUCUUCCCAGGGUAGCUGCGAGCAUUUGCAGGGCCCAGAACGUUAUGCUGCUCUCCAUGAGCUGGUCGCAGGGUCUGUCCACUGCAGCCCUUUCUGAACCUCUGGCUGACUGGAAGCUCUGCCGUGCUCCGUACCAAGAUGAAGUGCGUCUUGGUGGCCACAGAGGGAGCGGAGGUCCUCUUCUACUGGACGGACAAGGAGUUUGAAGAGAGUCUGCGGCUGAAGUUUGGGCAGUCGGAGUAUGAGGGAGAAGAGCUCCCUGCCCUGGAGGACCAGCUCAGCACCCUCCUGGCCCCGGUCAUCAUCUCCUCCAUGACGAUGCUGGAGAAGCUCUCCGACACGUACACCUGCUUCUCCACGGAGAACGGCAGCUCCCUCUUCGUCCUUCACCUGUUCGGAGAAUGCCUGUUCAUCGCCAUCAACGGCGACCGCUCGGAGGCCGAGGGGGACCUGCGGCAGAAGCUGCGGGUGCUCAAGUUCCUGUUCGAGGUGCACUUCGGGCUGGUCACCGCGGACGGCCAGCUCAUCCGGAAGGAGCUGCGGCCCCCCGACGUGGAGCAGCGCGUCCAGGUGUGGGAGCACUUCCAGAGCCUGCUGCGCACCCACGGCCGCCUGCGCGAGCGGGAGCAGGGCUUCGCCGUGGAGGCCGUGGAGCGGCUCAUCCACCCGCAGCUCUGCGAGCUGUGCAUCGAGGCGCUGGAGCAGCACGUGGUCCAGGCCGUGAACACCAGCCCCGCGCGGGCCGGCGAGGAGGCGCUGCACGCCUUCCUGCUGGUGCACUCCAAGCUGCUGGCCUUCUACUCCAGCCACAGUGCCAGCUCCCUGCGCCCCGCCGACCUGCUGGCCCUCAUCCUGCUGGUGCAGGACCUCUACCCCAGCCAGGAGGACGAUGGUGAUGACACUCAGCCUUCCCUUCGGAGGCUGCCGAGCAGCCAGAACAUCCCCGUGCAGCAGGCCUGGAGCCCCGGUUCCGCAGGCCCCACCCGGAGCUCCACGGGGACUGAGACAGACAGCUCCCUCCCCGAGGAGUACUUCACCCCCGCUCCUUCCCCCGGGGAGCGGAGUUCAGGUUCAGAUAGCACCAUCUGGAUGGACGGGGGAACCCCACCCACAGAUGAUUCCCUGAUCCAGAUAGGAGAAGACACACUCCAGAUGCUGAUCCCUGGCUCCCCAGCGCCCUCCUGCCCCCGGCGGAUUUUCCUGGAUGCCAGUGUGAAAGAGGUGUACUGCCCCAUGGUGCCCCACACCAUGUACUGCCUGCCCCUGUGGCCGGGCAUCAACAUGGUGCUGCUGACCAAGAUCCCCAGCGCGCCGCUGGCCCUGGCCCUGUACCAGCUGCUGGACGGCUUUUCGCUGCUGGAGAGGAAGCUGAGGGAGGGGCCGGAGGCCCGGGGCUGCCUGCGCUCCCACCCGCUCCUCGGGGACCUGCGCCAGCGGAUGGACAAGUUUGUCAAGACCCGAGGGAGGCAGGAGCUUCAGAGCACCUGGCAGGAGUUCAAGACCAAGGCCUUCUCCAAAAGUGACCCCGCCUCGUCGCAGGAGCUGCUCCAGCUGUGCGGGAAGAUGAAGCGGCAGCUCUGCGCCAUCUACCGCCUGAGCUUCCUGAGCUCGGCCCCGAGCCGCGGGGGCCCGCAGCUGGCCCGGCACCUGCAGGACCAGGUCCAGAUGCUCAUGCAAGAGAAGCUGAUGGACUGGAAGGACUUCCUGCUGGUGAAGAGCAGGAGGAACGUCACCAUGGUGUCCUACCUGGAGGACUUCCCGGGCCUGGUGCACUUCAUCUACGUGGACCGCACGACCGGCCAGAUGGUGGCCCCCUCUCUCAGCCACGGUGAACGGACCUCCUCGGAGCUGGGCAAGGGGCCCCUGGCUGCCUUCGUCAGAACCAAGGUGUGGUCUCUGAUCCGGCGGGCGCGCAGAUACCUGCAGAAGGGCUACACCACGCUGCUGUUCCGGGAGGGGGACUUCUUCUGCUCCUACUUCCUGUGGUUCCAGAACGAGACGGAAGCUCCUGCGCUACUACAGCAAGGACCACCCGGCCGAGGUCGUCAAGUGUCACGAGCUGCUGGCCCUGCACCUGUCAGUCAUCCCCGUAGACGUGCUGGUGCAGCAGGCGGGCGAGCUGGCCCGACGCCUGUGGGAGUCCUCCCAGGUCCCCCUGCUCUAGGCAGCCGCAGUGCACCUGGUUCUCCACCCCACCCCCUCCCGCCACAGAGCCUGUCCACCGGAGGACGGACAGGCCCAGGGCAGCUCCAGGAUUUCUUCUGUUUCUUUUGUUUGUUUUCCUCUGUUCCCUUCUCCCCACCCUCACCCCACCCCAGGAUUUCUUUAAAAAACCCCACCUAAAGCAGCCUCCAGGCCAGGCAGUGACCAAACCCCCAGAAGCUUCUGUCUGGAGGAAGCUGGGGCCAGGAGGUUCCUUUGUCUCUACUACAGCAGUGGCUGCAGGUCAGAGCUGCCUCCGUGUAUCUCAGGAGACAGCGUGUCUGAGGACGCCUAUCCUCCGCCUCUUUCCGAGGCGGGGAGAGCUCCCUGGGGAAGCUCUUUCCCUCCCCGGAUGACAGGUGCUCCCUGGCUGGGUUCCAGCUCUGCCACUUCCCUCUCGGCAGCUCUGAGUGGGCCCCCCACGUGUGGGCGACAGCCCUCCCUUUCAGGGCGUGUGUGAGGGCUGCUGGGCACGAGAGGAGCUCAAUAAACGCUGGUUGCGGU